This is a messenger RNA of Oncorhynchus keta (chum salmon), 1194 nucleotides long. RefSeq lists its product as uncharacterized. The transcript has 2 exons. The record is from RefSeq and is a predicted model, not a curated record. Lineage: Eukaryota; Metazoa; Chordata; Actinopteri; Salmoniformes; Salmonidae. Bases 17 to 1084 code for a protein of 355 amino acids.
GUGUGGGGUCCACUUUAUGGCAGCGAGGUGUGGGGUCCACUUUAUGGCAGUGAGGUGUGGGGUCCACUUUAUGGCAGCGAGGUGUGGGGUCCACUUUAUGGCAGCGAGGUGUGGGGUCCACUUUAUGGCAGAGAGGUGUGGGGUCCACUUUAUGGCAGUGAGGUGUGGGGUCCACUUUAUGGCAGCGAGGUGUGGGGUCCACUUUAUGGCAGUGAGGUGUGGGGUCCACUUUAUGGCAGCGAGGUGUGGGGUCCACUUUAUGGCAGCGAGGUGUGGGGUCCACUUUAUGGCAGCGAGGUGUGGGGUCCACUUUAUGGCAGCGAGGUGUGGGGUCCACUUUAUGGCAGCGAGGUGUGGGGUCCACUUUAUGGCAGCGAGGUGUGAGGUCCACUUUAUGGCAGCGAGGUGUGAGGUCCACUUUAUGGCAGCGAGGUGUGAGGUCCACUUUAUGGCAGAGAGGUGUGAGGUCCACUUUAUGGCAGCGAGGUGUGAGGUCCACUUUAUGGCAGUGAGGUGUGAGGUCCACUUUAUGGCAGCGAGGUGUGAGGUCCACUUUAUGGCAGCGAGGUGUGGGGUCCACUUUAUGGCAGCGAGGUGUGGGGUCCACUUUAUGGCAGCGAGGUGUGGGGUCCACUUUAUGGCAGCGAGGUGUGGGGUCCACUUUAUGGCAGCGAGGUGUGGGGUCCACUUUAUGGCAGCGAGGUGUGGGGUCCACUUUAUGGCAGUGAGGUGUGGGGUCCACUUUAUGGCAGUGAGGUGUGGGGUCCACUUUAUGGCAGUGAGGUGUGGGGUCCACUUUAUGGCAGUGAGGUGUGGGGUCCACUUUAUGGCAGCGAGGUGUGGGGUCCACUUUAUGGCAGCGAGGUGUGGGGUCCACUUUAUGGCAGCGAGGUGUGGGGUCCACUUUAUGGCAGUGAGGUGUGGGGUCCACUUUAUGGCAGCGAGGUGUGGGGUCCACUUUAUGGCAGCGAGGUGUGGGGUCCACUUUAUGGCAGUGAGGUGUGGGGUCCACUUUAUGGCAGUGAGGUGUGGGGUCCACUUUAUGGCAGUGAGGUGUGGGGUCCACUUGCAAAACAAGAUUUAAUCAAAUGGGACAAACACCCCAUUGAAACCCUACAUGCAGAGUUUUGUAAGAUUCUCCUACAUGUCCAGAGGGAAACUACAAACAAUGCAUGCAGGGCAGAAUUAGGCCAA